UCAGUUUUCUCCUAUCACAGCCAUUAAACUCUGUAACUAUUUUAAUGUCACCAUUGUCAUCAUUGUGAAAUUCCUGAACGGUUUCCUUCCACUCCGGAAACUGAGUUAGGAAGGAUGCCUGUAUCUCUGUAGUGACUGCAUGUAUUGAUACAUCAUCCAAAGUGUAAUUAAUAACUUCACCAUGCUCAAAUGGAUAUUCAAUGCUGCCUUUUUUACCAUCUAUCAAUAGGUUCCUUUCUUUGUGAGGCAUUGGAAAACCUCCCUGGUCCUUAUGGUUGAAUCUGUGUUAUAAAUUCACUGCUGAUGAGGGACCUUACAGAUAAUUUUAUGUGUGGGGUACAGAGAUGAAGUAGUCUUUCAAAAAGCAUGGAAAACACUAUUAUUGCACACAGAGUGAGUCCAUGCAAGUUAUUAUGGGAUUUGUUAAGCACAUUUUUACUCCAGGACCUAUUCAGGCUUGCCAUAACAGAGGAGUUGAAUUCUGAUUGACUCAAGACAUUUCAGCUUUUCAUUUUUUAUUAAUAUGUAAAAAGAAAAGUUCUAAAAACAUAAUUUCCCAGUUACAUUAGGAGGUAUUUUGUGUAGGCCAGGCUGUAACACAACAACACAUGGACAACGUCAAGGGGCGUGAAAACUUUCUGUAGGCACUGUAUGUUGUUGACACAGGCAUAUGUUGAGGCACCUACAGUAUCUGGCUGUGAUCCAACCUUGGAGCCUCCGGCUUUAUCUCACGUCUCAUAGCACUCACUAUGCCUGAGAAGCACUUUCAUGGCUGUUGAUCAACCCUUUCUCUAAUGGACUGCCAUUCCAACCCACAUUUGUGUUCCCAUGGGAGUUGCUCAAAUCCGGGAUGACGGGUGCUAAAUCCUCUCUUAAAGAACUCAAUGGCCUUGUUUAGCAGGCAAGAGGCAAGAAGCAGUGGCCAUAGCAACCUCAGUGGAGACAGAACAAGCCGGGUUUUGUAUUUGUGGCAAAGGGCUGCUUGGCGUCCCCUGUUUCUGCUCUCCUGCGCACUUGCACGUGCCUGCCCCUCGUCCCUCUGAGUGGGUUCCCGUUGGAAUGCAGAGAGGGGAUGGAGGAGUUCCAAAGGGGGAGUGACGAGAGAGAGGAGAGAGAGAGACUACAUAUACAUCCCAACACUAGGAGGCUGGUGUUCAUAGGCACAGCUGGACUGUUGGAUAACUGGACUUCACCACCCUGGAUACUUUAUUGGACUAUUAGAGACAUCAACAUAGUCAAAGAGUCUUUGACGACCUAGUUGGCCAUUGUUACUUUGUGAAAAAGCCCUCAAAAUGACCAGUGUGGCAGAAUGGCUCGUGCAGAACAGGGGCAAGAUCGAGAAGGGGGUGGAGAUCAUGGGACAGGCCUCCGCAGUCCUGGCAGCCACUGUGGGUCAGCUCCAUCCCGUCCUGGAGGCCGUGUUUGUAGCCUCCUCUGAGAUCCUCAGCAACCCGGAAGGGCAGGAUGCACGUUACCUGACUGAGCAGUUCAGCAUGGUCAACCAAAAACUGGAAGGCAUCCAGGCUGAGAUCGAACAAAUCGCCCUGGAGCUGCAGAGGACCUCCUUGAAUAAGCAGAACUUUGACCGUGAGGCACAAAUGCUCAGCCAGUACGAAAAGUUCCAGGACUUUGUCAACGCCAAGCCCAAGUUCAAAGAGAAGAAGAUGGAGAAGUUCCUCAGCCAUUAUGAGAACACGGACACGGAUUUGAACCUGGACGCGCUCUAUAAUGCCGUUACCGGGGACAAUACCUCAGGUGACCCCAUGCUGGAGACAGUGGUUUCCACAGAACAAAGGAGUAGAAGGGCGGUAGAAGAUUUCUGUGCCAGGCUUAAGAAGCUCUUUGUGGUGGGCAUCAUUGCUGUCAUGGGUUAUGCCAGCCUCAAGGAAGGGGUUGUGGGGGAUGAGAUGGUGAAGAAGUGGCAGGAGCGUAUGGAAGAUGUUGAGAACCGCAUGAAAGCAGCGGUGGAUGAUUGCACAGAAAACUUCGCUGAUCAAGCCAAAUUGGACAUGGAACACCAGCUUCAGGAGAAACCUGGCACUGUUGACCUUGACUUCACCAAAUCCCUAUUGGACACACUUGUUAAGAAAUAUGACUGGGUUAGCUGGUCUAUCAGGGUCUUCAAUGACAAGGAGCGAAUUGUCUUUUUCAACUGGCUAGCUGGAAAGAAGUACCAUGGCAGGGGAGGAGGAGCUAAUUACUUUGAUGUGUUGACCAAGAACAACAUCAAAGUGGUGAUCUCUUUCAGUGUACAGCCUAAGCCUAUCAACAAGGGUCAGAUUCAGCAAGAAAUUGAGGGGCAGAAACUGAAGGGGAACAUGAUGGAUGUGGCUCAGGUCCUCAGCAGAAGUCUCCCCAACUGCUUGGUGCAUGCUGUCAGCCACUAUAAGGAAGUGGUGGAGACCAACAACUUCCAAGAGGAUUGUUACUACUAUGGAAAACACAAAAAAGCGUACUUAUGCAUUCAUCCUGAGUAGCUUUUUUUUAAACAGUGCAAUGCAAAAUAGAGUAGACAUAAUGGGGAAAACUACAAAUGCAAUUCAUGAAUGUUUAUAACUGAGUUUAGAGAUGUUUUUCUUGAUAUCUCAAACCUAGCUGACGCUUUAGUUAGUGAUUGUGUGAAAUAUAAUCUCUUGUUACAGACUGCAAAAUGUUUAUUUGUUUAUCGACCUUGUAUAUUUUUGUGUAGUUAGUUAUCAUUUACCAGAGGUGUCAAAUACAUGGCCCGUGGGGUCAGAUUUUUGGGGGGAAAAGCAAUGGAUAGUGGACUGUCUUGUGCAAAAUUUCAAGGCAAAGAAAUAAAACCAAUUUUCAGUAUGGCGCCUCGAUCUCUUUGAAGACUGAAUGCGGCCCCCUGGGUAAAAUUAGUUUGACACACCUGGUUUAAACUAUCAGGAUUUGCACAUGUGUAUUAAUGGACAUAUAUGAGACAUUUUAUGCCAGGCAGUGGCUAUCUACUCAACAACAGUGACAACGCAUGAGAACCUGGUACUUCCUCCCACCAAAUAGAAGAGUAAGAUACCUUGUUUAACCUGCAUUCCAGUAUUUCAUGAUGACCAUACUGUAAAUUAGCACACCAGCCAGCGUAAUAAUGUGUUAUGUAAGCUUACGGCAAACAACUAUUUCUCCUCAUCAAUGUACUGAGGACUUACUCAAGCUCCUUUGAAAAAUGCUGUUGAUAGACACACCACACGGUCCAAAUCUAUAGCCUUACCACAUUACAUCUCUGUCUAUAUUCACACAUUUGAUAUCCUUCAUACAGCUAUAAAAUGUUUAUGGUCUUCUUUAUUCAUAAUAAACCACAAUUUAAAGGA
Molecule: messenger RNA, 3314 nt
Organism: Oncorhynchus kisutch (coho salmon)
Lineage: Eukaryota; Metazoa; Chordata; Actinopteri; Salmoniformes; Salmonidae
Exons: 4
Coding region: 1293-2477 (394 amino acids)
Source: RefSeq, a predicted model, not a curated record